AUGACUGAACAAUAUGAAGUUUCUCUACUCAUAUUACCUCCUGAACUUCUUUAUCGAAUAUGCGACUUUCUCGAUUCAGAAACAUUACUUCUUUCAUUUCGUAAUGUUUGUAUAAAACUUUAUACAAUUGCAAAUACAUAUAAUCGAUAUAAAAUAUGUUUACGUUCUAUGUCAAAGAUAAAUAUUUGUCAACUUAUUCGACCUGAAAAUGUUGUCUCGUUAGAUUUUUGGGCUAGAAACAAUACAAUAAAUUGGAUUGAACUAUUACUACCAAUGUUCAAGACAUAUAAAUUCACUCGACUUCAUUCAUUAUCUCUUCAUAUGAUUAAUAUCAAUGAUCUAAAUAUCAUCUUACAUCAUGUUGCUAUAAAUUGUAUGCUAACAUCAUUUGCCAUCUAUUCGGAUAUGCCAAUAGAUAGUAAUGAUACAUUACAACUUCUUUCUCUAAUUAUUGCACAACCUACUCUUCAAAAUAUUAUUCUGUAUUUUAAUCUUACUGAUAAACAUCAACUAUCAUGGCCUAAUCAGUCCGUAGUCAAAAAACUAUCAAUAAGUAAUUGUACUAUUCAACAGUUCUGUUCUAUUCUUCAAAAUUCACCUUAUCUUCAUUCGUUGAUAAUGGAUAGUUGUUAUGUAAGUGGAGUAGAUGAAACUAUCUUAUCAAAAUCAUACAGACAAAUAACAUCAUUGACAUUAAAUGAUAUGCAAAUGACAAUGGAUAAACUUGAAUUAUUACUUUCAUUACUACCAUCUAUUAUACAUCUUGAUCUAGCUAGUUCAGGUAGACCAUAUGAAUUUGUUCGACGAUUAUCUCAAUGGGAAGAAUUUAUUCGAUUAAAAUUACCUCAACUUUAUCGAUUUGAAUUUUGUAUUUUUUGUUAUUGUUCAAAUUGGGAGAAUUUUGAAUCGAUAAUAUCGGCAUUUCGAACAUCAUUUUGGCUUGAAGAAAAACAUUGGUUUGUAACAUGUCAAUUUCGUGAUGAUUGGACAUCAAGUUUCACUCUGUUUACAUCACCAGAAUCUUCAACAUUUUCUAAUCAAAAACAUCAUAAUUUUGAUCAAAUUACUUGUUCGAACUCAAUGAUAAGUAAAACAUAA
Rotaria sp. Silwood1 is the source of this 1098-nucleotide messenger RNA. The record is from the annotation of a GenBank genome assembly. Lineage: Eukaryota; Metazoa; Rotifera; Eurotatoria; Philodinida; Philodinidae.